AGAGCCGCCCCUGCGCGGCCGUAUAUACCGGCCGGCCCGGCGUCAGGCCGUCCUUCUGCCAUCUGCCGUGACGACGGGCGGUCCGCGAGCGAGGGGUCAGCCACCGUGACUUGUUGAACCAUCAACUCUGCAAACAUGUGCGACGACGAGGUUGCCGCUCUGGUGGUCGACAAUGGCUCCGGCAUGUGCAAGGCCGGCUUCGCCGGAGACGACGCGCCCCGUGCCGUCUUCCCCUCCAUCGUCGGCCGUCCCCGUCACCAGGGCGUGAUGGUCGGCAUGGGACAGAAGGACUCGUACGUUGGCGACGAGGCCCAGUCGAAGCGAGGCAUCCUGACUCUCAAAUACCCGAUCGAGCACGGCAUCGUCACCAACUGGGACGACAUGGAGAAGAUCUGGCACCACACGUUCUACAACGAGCUGCGUGUGGCGCCCGAGGAGCACCCGGUGCUGCUGACGGAGGCUCCCCUGAACCCGAAGGCCAACCGCGAGAAGAUGACCCAGAUCAUGUUCGAGACGUUCAACACCCCCGCCAUGUACGUGGCCAUCCAGGCGGUGCUCUCGCUGUACGCCUCUGGCCGCACCACCGGCAUCGUGCUCGACUCUGGCGACGGCGUGUCCCACACCGUGCCCAUCUACGAAGGUUAUGCGCUGCCCCACGCCAUCCUGCGUCUGGACCUGGCCGGCCGUGACCUGACCGACUACCUGAUGAAGAUCCUGACGGAGCGCGGCUACAGCUUCACCACCACCGCCGAGCGGGAAAUCGUGCGCGACAUCAAGGAGAAGCUGUGCUACGUGGCGCUGGACUUCGAGCAGGAGAUGGCGACGGCGGCCAGCUCGAGCAGCCUGGAGAAGAGCUACGAGCUUCCCGACGGCCAGGUGAUCACCAUCGGCAACGAGCGCUUCCGCUGCCCGGAGGCCCUGUUCCAGCCGUCGUUCCUGGGCAUGGAGUCGUGCGGCAUCCACGAGACGACGUACAACAGCAUCAUGAAGUGCGACGUGGACAUCAGGAAGGACCUGUACGCCAACACGGUGCUGUCUGGAGGCAGCACGAUGUACCCGGGCAUCGCCGACCGCAUGCAGAAGGAGAUCACGGCGCUGGCUCCGAGCACGAUGAAGAUCAAGAUCAUCGCGCCGCCGGAGAGGAAGUACUCUGUCUGGAUCGGCGGCUCCAUCCUGGCCUCGCUGUCGACCUUCCAGCAGAUGUGGAUCUCCAAGCAGGAGUACGAUGAGUCUGGCCCCUCCAUCGUCCAUCGCAAGUGCUUCUAGAUGCAUUCCAGUGUCAUUGUUUGUUGUGAUGUUGUAAAGCUUAACCGACUCUAAUAUACCAAAUAUCCGCAGAA
Messenger RNA from Pollicipes pollicipes, 1340 nucleotides. RefSeq names its product actin, clone 403. Lineage: Eukaryota; Metazoa; Arthropoda; Thecostraca; Pollicipedomorpha; Pollicipedidae. The record is from RefSeq and is a predicted model, not a curated record. The coding region runs from base 136 to 1266 and encodes 376 amino acids. The transcript has 3 exons.